AUGGCGAAGAUGCAUGCUAAUGCAAACAUGACACUAGAUAAUAUGAUGAAGGCCUUUAGAGCAGCCACCAAAAAAUUAUAUGACGCAGCACUUGAGGGUGACUUACCUUCCUUGCUCAACUUGCUCCAACAAGAUCCAUUCAUCCUCAAUCGAUACAUCAUCGAAAAGCCGGGCCGUUUCUCACAAUCACCAUUACAUGUAGCAACUAGUUUGGGGCACCUAGAGUUUACCAAAGAAAUUUUACAUCAAAAGCCUGAACUAGCAGAGGAGCUUGAUUUCUCAAAAAGAUGGUCACCCUUGCACAUAGCCUCAUCAAAAGGGUACCUAGAUAUUGCGCAAGCUUUGCUCACGGAGAAGCCUAACAUGUGCUUUGCUCGCAAUCAAGAUGGAAUGAAUCCGGUUCAUGUUGCAGCCAUAAAUGGUCAGAUUCGUGUACUUGGUGAGCUUUUUCGGGCUAGGAUGCAGGCAGCUAGGGAGCGGGCAAAUGGUGGCGAAACUAUUUUGCAUUUGUGCGUGAAGUUUAGUCAACUUGAGGCUCUUAAGUAUUUGUUAGAUGUAAUGGAUGCUCAAUUAGUUAACUCCAAGGAUAGUGAUGGUAAUACAGUUUUGCACCUUGCUGUGGCUACUAAACAACCUGAGAUGGUAGAUUGUAUACUAAGAAACACAAGUAUCGAAAUAAAUGCCCUCAACACAAAUAAGCUAACUGCAAUGGAUAUACAAACUCAAAAUAGGAAGGAUUCAUCAAGAGAUGAUGAGGAGAUUUCGCGCUCUCUCAAAGUUGCCAAAGCAUUACAAGUUAAGGACACAUUGGAACUUCAUAACAAAAAUAAUCGCAACUGGCUGGAAAACCAACGUAGUGCUUUACUAGUGGUAGCAUCUCUGAUAGGAACAAUGGCUUUCCAAGUCGGAAUUAAUCCUCCAGGAGGUCUUUGGCAGGAUGAUACAAAUUUGCACAUUGCAGGUACUUCCGUAUUAGCUACCAAGGCUCCGGGUAGAUACAAUGUAUUACUCAUUAGUAACACAAUCGGCCUUGUUUCAUCUCUAAGUGUGAUCAUCCUCCUCAUAAGCGGCCUCCCCUACAGGAAACUCUUCAUUGGGAUUUUGAUGUUUAUCAUGUGGAUCGCAGUUUCAGCCACAACAUUUACCUACCUAAUGGCAAUACUACUAAUCUUUGAUUUAGACUUUUAUAAAACGAAAAAAUUUGAUGUAACACCUGGACAUUGGAAGACUCUUUAUUUAUCGCUGAUUGUAUGGGAUUGCUUGAUGGCGCUUGUAUUACUUGGACAUACAAUACGCUUCAUAGUGAAGCAGAUUAGGCAGGGAGAGCAGUCCUCGAUAAAAUUGUACAGAAGGUGGUUUACAAGGUCUACGUAUCAUCCACCUGCUGUCUAAUGUAACAAAAUUAAGAAUGUUUAACAAUAUUCAUAACCUUUGGUCAA
Molecule: messenger RNA, 1439 nt
Organism: Chenopodium quinoa (quinoa)
Lineage: Eukaryota; Viridiplantae; Streptophyta; Magnoliopsida; Caryophyllales; Amaranthaceae
Product: ankyrin repeat-containing protein At2g01680-like
Exons: 3
Coding region: 1-1392 (463 amino acids)
Cellular component (GO): plasma membrane
Molecular function (GO): protein phosphatase regulator activity; protein phosphatase 1 binding
Source: RefSeq, a predicted model, not a curated record